Messenger RNA from Metschnikowia bicuspidata var. bicuspidata NRRL YB-4993, 717 nucleotides. RefSeq names its product E2 ubiquitin-conjugating protein. The transcript has a single exon. Lineage: Eukaryota; Fungi; Ascomycota; Pichiomycetes; Serinales; Metschnikowiaceae. The record is from RefSeq and is a predicted model, not a curated record. Bases 1 to 717 code for a protein of 238 amino acids.
AUGGUCUCCAGACAGGCCCAGAAACGCUUGAACAAGGAGUACAAAACCAUCCAGGCCAACGCCACGCCGUUCGUCACGGCCAAGCCCACCGACGAAAACAUCUUGGAGUGGCACUACGUGAUCUCGGGCCCGCCCGGCACGCCCUACGAAAACGGCCAGUACCACGGGUUGCUCCGGUUCCCGCCGGACUACCCGUUCAAGCCGCCGUCCAUCUCCAUGGUCACGCCCAACGGGCGCUUUGCCUGCAACACGCGGCUCUGCUUGAGCAUGAGCGACUACCACCCGGACACCUGGAACCCGGCGUGGAGCGUGCUGACCAUCUUGACGGGGCUCUUGAGCUUCAUGACCGGCGACGAGCACACCACCGGCUCCAUCGCCACCUCGGACGCGGUCAAGCGCAAGUUGGCCGGCGACAGCCACAGGUGGAACUCCGCGGAAAACACGCGUUUUGCCGCGGUGUUCGCGGAUCUUCAUGCCGCCAACCAGGCGCACAUUGCGGCGCGCGACGAGGAGGCGGCGCGCCAGGCCGCGGCGGCCGAGCGGGCGCGGGGUGUGGGGCCCGACGCGGCCGCGGCGGCCAUGGACCCGGAGGACCGGGCGCGGCUCCAGGCGGGCCGGGAGGGGGCCCGGCCUGCAGGGCCCGCCACGCUUUUGAAGAUGGCGGGGUUUGCUCUUGCGGCCGUGUUGGCGGUCUACGUGGCGUUGGUGGGGGCCUGA